AUGUGUUCUUCCGGCUGCCGGAGCCUCCUCCGACACCAUGCUUCCUCCUCUUCGUCCGCCGCCAUCAAUACACCUUUUCGAGUAGCGUUCAACAAGAUCGACGUCGAUCAUGACGGAAGAAUAAGCCACGACGAUCUUCAAUCGUUCUACCACAGGUUUUGCCAUGACAUGGACGACCACACCAAAAAUAGAGACAUCAUAGAGACGAUGAUGAAGGAGGCGGACACCGACCACAACGGGUUCGUGGAGUACGAAGAGUUUGAGCACGUGUUGGAAAGAGCGGCGGAUGGCGGGAAAAGCGCUUGGGGCUGUGGAGUGAUGAAGGAAGUGUUCAGAAUCAUGGACAUGCAUGACCAUGAUGACAAGCUUAGCCACAAAGAUCUGAAAAGCUUCAUGGAGUGGGCUGGGCUCGCGGUUUCCGACCAAGACAUCGAUGACAUGAUCGCCCUUGGCGGCGGCGAUCAAAACGACGGCGUAAGCUUUGGUGGUUUCAUUCGGAUACUUGGUCUUGAACCCUGA
Molecule: messenger RNA, 519 nt
Organism: Prosopis cineraria
Lineage: Eukaryota; Viridiplantae; Streptophyta; Magnoliopsida; Fabales; Fabaceae
Product: calcium-binding protein CP1-like
Exons: 1
Coding region: 1-519 (172 amino acids)
Molecular function (GO): calcium ion binding
Source: RefSeq, a predicted model, not a curated record